Messenger RNA from Mesorhabditis spiculigera, 744 nucleotides. The record is from the annotation of a GenBank genome assembly. Lineage: Eukaryota; Metazoa; Nematoda; Chromadorea; Rhabditida; Rhabditidae.
AUGUCGAAUCCAUUUGGGGAUUACAACAACCAGCCAGUCAAGUCUUAUUCAAAUGGCGGCGGUUCCAUUGAGGAUGAUGUGGAUUACUACGAGAAAGAGAUCGAGCGAUGUAUGCAGGAAUCGCUAGACAGCACUGAGCGCAGCAAGCGGAAUCUGGCCAAUAGUGAGCAGGUCGGCGCCAAAACGGCUCAGGAUCUCCUUGAGCAACGCGAAAAACUUGAGCGCACCGAGAAGAAUCUUGAUGAAAUUCAUCGUACUACUCAGCAAACGCAACGGAGCCUGAACAGCCUCAAAAGCUUGUUUGGCGGAUAUUUCAAGAACAAGUUUUCGAAGAAGCCCGCUGAGCAGCCAAAUGACGUUUCGGUCCCGCAAUCUAAGUCGGCCUCUCAUCUUUCCGACACCGUGUCAGGGAUGGGUUCCGGAAGUUGUUCUACAUCAGGAAGCUCCGGGCCCACCCUGAGCGACUCAUCGAUGAACGCGAUCAAGGGAUCAAGAUGGGAGGCGAUGGACCAACAAAUUAAUGACAACCUUCAUGGAAUGUCGUCGCAGUUGUCCAAUUUGAAAAACCUUGGCCAAGCUUUGGGCCGAGAAGUGGAGGAUCAAAACCAAAUGCUGGAUAGAAUCCAGACGAAGGCCGAUAGGAACGAUACUAUCGUGAGAAGCCAGGAUCAUCAGAUGAAGAAGCUACUGGGGUAUAAGGGUGUAGAUAAGCCCCAGGACACUUCUGCCUUUGGUUCUAAGAAA